This is a messenger RNA of Harpia harpyja (harpy eagle), 5855 nucleotides long. It is a transcript of the gene LCA5, whose product is annotated as lebercilin LCA5. Gene Ontology annotation, cellular component: axoneme. Bases 2577 to 4616 code for a protein of 679 amino acids. NCBI's taxonomy places the organism in Eukaryota, Metazoa, Chordata, Aves, Accipitriformes, Accipitridae. The record is from RefSeq and is a predicted model, not a curated record. The transcript has 8 exons. Gene Ontology annotation, biological process: intraciliary transport.
CAAUAUUUGGAUUGAAAAAGAUGGGUGGAGGAAGAAGAGGGAGACAAAUUUCUUUUGAAGUUAUUCUUAAGUUCAGCACUUUAAUAAUGUGGAUUGAUGCUUUUGUACCUGUCUGAACCUGGCUUUCUUGCACUGUCCCUCUCUCAGAAUAGGUGGAAAAACUGCCUGGACCAUUAGAGUUCAGCAUUUGUACUCAGAAAGUGUCAUAUGGUGCCCAGUAAAAGCAUGUAGCAGCUUCUGGUCUUAGAAAGGUAUUAAGAUUGAAAAGGACUUAAAGAGUUUUGUGAGUUUUGCAUUACUGAACUAAGCUCUGGGUGUACUGUGAGAGAAUUACUGAGUAAUUUUCCUGUCUCUCUAUUGCUUAAUCCCUGUAAUCAGUUGUUCAAUUUCUGUUUCUGUGAUUUACUUAGGAGCGAUGGGGAGACAGUAUUCUGUUCACCAUUGCAGUUGUUUUGUGCUCUCUAUUUUGUCUGUCAUGUGCUUUGCAGUGACCUGGAGCUUGACUGUUUUUUGUAAUAAUAAGCAUGUUUUCAAUACAAAAUAUGUAAAUAAUAGCAAUAGUAGAAGUUGCUGAAGUGAAGGAGCAUGAAAUUCUGGAAACAAAACUGUUUCUAAAGUUUGUGCAAGUCCCAGAUUUACUGCAGCCAUUCUAUACUGAUCUGAUCUUGAUGCACUAGGCUUCUAAAAGCACGUGUGGAGCUCUUGAGGGGGAGGGGGUUGGGGUUUUGGUGGUGGUGGAGCUGAGUAGACCCACUGCUAACCCACAGUGUUUCACUCCUCACAAACUUAUUAAAUGUACCAAGGGAAAAUAGAUAUCUAUGUGGUUCUUACUCAUACGAGUUGAACUUAUUUUAUAGUCAACUCAAACUAGUUGGUAACAGUUGAAAAGUCAAUGAACCAAAGCGGUUCUUAAUUAGACAGUCCUUAGGCUAACUGAAGUAAAACUCAAAUAUCCUAGUGAUUCAUUUAUUCUCAAGAUAAACUGUGCAUUUUUUAUGUUAAUCAAAUUACAUUAUAAACUGAAUUUGGCAGGACUUGACAGACUAAGGUUUCUUGUUUUGUAUGGAAAAUAUGAUAGUAUUGCCAAUUUAUAAAACUGAAAACAAUUUGAAGAUUCAGAAAAUGUUUCUGGUGAUUCCUCAAGGGAGCUUUUAUUGAUUCGCCUUUUUCAAUUUGUUGUCAGUCCGUUGCUUUUCAAAGUGCUUCCAUCAAAAAUUACUGUUCAUUUAUGUUACUGUAUGUCAAAACGAUACUUGGCAAAAUAUUCUCAAAAGUGAGAAAUAUCCAGUACAGAAGUGAUGGAUAAUUCUAAUCCUCCAGUUCUUACAAUUUGUCUGUUUUAAAUACACUGAGUUAUGAAAAGCAUUCUUCAAAAAGAUUAUUGCCUCUUCAGUGAACACUUGUGGGACUAUAAAAUAACUGAUGAGCUUUAAGUCAGUAAGUGAAAGUGAGUGUUCUUAUUUUAAUGUAUAUAUAAUUAGACAUCUUAAUGAUUGAACUGUAGGCAUUUAUGUCUUCCUGAAAUGAAGUCCCAUUUGUUUUGAUUCAUAUUUGUUUUUUCAAGAAAGUCUGUGCAUGAUGAUUUCUUUCUGUCCUUCCGUGUCCUGCAGGCAGACAAAAUGAGGGUGUAUCUUGGCUAUAUCUACGCUGUUGAAGAUAGUUGCCCCAUAGAGUAAUCCUUGCCUCCACGCAGGGCUAGGUUAACGCCUCGAGAUGUGGUGGUGCCUCUAACAUUGAUGUGCCCACUCCAGGAGCGCAGGACUCCUCUGGAUGCCACGUGUGGCCCUGGGACAGACUUGCACCCAAGUAACAGACUAGGUUGCUUGAAUUCCCACCAGUUUGUUUUAUUCAGCAUGUUGUUAUGAGCAAAACAGGGAACACAUCUUAGAUGCAGAGCCAACAGUUGAUUGUUAGUCUAAUUAAAAUCUUAACAGUCUAACCAAAGAUUUGGUGUUAGUCCAGAUAUGAACAUGGUCAAGCUAUAUAUGGUUACAGUGGUAUAGGCACAAACUCUAGAACCAAACCCUUUCUCUGGUGUUAUCUUUGCCCACACACUCUCCCUCUGGGAUUUGACUGGCUUCAGCUGGGAGGGGGAAGUCUUUACAGCAGGUCAUCAGCAUCCCAAAUCCUUCCCUGGCAGGAGGAGGAUGGUGAUGGUUUCUUCCUCCUUGACUUGGGAUCAUUUUUAUAUGCUUGUUAACACACCGUGCACCUUGCUCUUUAUUCUGUUCUAUUCUAUUAAUUGAUUCAUGGUUCCACAUUACAUCUGAAUUUACUACAUGUGGUGUGUUUUACAUAUGUUGAGUACUUGUUCUUUGUUCUGUAUGUUGCCUAUAAAACUGGUUUUACCCAGCUCCCAAGACUGUGUCCGUUGAUGACCAGUAAUUGAGCACAGAAAAAUGCAUUCUGAAUGAUAACUACUGCUUGCUGAACUGAACUGCAAAGAUCUCAUGCUUUGGAGAUGAAGAUAAACCCAAGGAAAUAAUCCAGCUGCUGCCAUUGUGGCAACUGAAAGAUCCUUUGUGUCAAAAUGAACAGUCUUUGAGAAAAAUCUGGAAAGCCAUUAAAUCUGAAAAAUGGGAGAAAGAGUAAGGAGCCCAGAUUCUGAACAUGACAGGAAAUCAGAGGGGGAUAAAAAUAGUGACUCCUAUUAUUCAGAUGAAGAUAAUGCAUCUCGUUCAUCUGGCCAGUCGCCAACACUAAGCUAUCCAUCUACAAGCCAAGAAAAAAGAGAUCACAAAACACAAACUUCAAACAGCCUUGUGCACUACCAAGCCACAAAGAAAUUGGGUUCCAAAUAUGCACCAAGCAAAAGAGGGACGCAGUGGGGUUUCCGUUCUCAGAGCCUCACUAGGGAUUCUCCUGCAAAAGAUAUAGAUCUUGUUACAAAAAGAGUUCUUUCAGCUAGGCUGCUGAAAAUCAAUGAGCUCCGAAAUGAACUGACUGAACUCCACAUCAAACUAGAUGAGCUGCAGAAGGAAAACAGGGCACUGAAAAGGCUUCAGCACAGGCAGGAGAAAGCCUUGAAUAAGUUUGAAGAUACGGAAAACGAAAUCUCUCAGCUCCUUGCUCGGCACAACAAUGAGAUUAGAAUACUAAGGGAGCGCCUACGAAAAUCUCAAGAGAGAGAACGUGCAACUGAGAGACGUCUGAAAGAUUCGGAAGAUGAACUGUACAGAACAAAAACUGUCUUGCAGAAACUGAAGAAGCUGUCUGCAGAUAAGCACCUUGCCGAAAGAGAUGACCUGGCAAAGAAACUAGCCUAUGCAGAGAGCAGGCUAGAGGACAGUGAAAAAAGAAUUAAGGAUCUGGAAAAAAAUCUUGAAUUGAGUGGUAGCAGUUUUCAACGAGAGUUACAUUCAAAGAAGAAAAAGAUGUAUGAGGCUCAAGAAGAAAAUAGAGUUCUCCAAGAAGAGCUUCAUCAACUAAAUCAGAAGCUGAAGGAAAAAGAAAGAGAACUUGAAGCAAAAAAUAUAUAUGCUAAUCGUAUGUUGAAGCUAUCACCGAGAAAAGACACGGAUAUUAUACAAAGAAAAAGAGCCAACAACCAAAAUAUUAAAAAAGGAGCACAGCUCACAAAAGGUGUACAGACCAGUGGAUACUUCUCACCAGUAGAAUUUCUUCCCGAAUCAGAACUUGUCUGUGGUGACACAGUAAACAAGAAAGAAGGAAUUCUUCCUAAAAUAGAAAAAGAAACUCAAGACAAGGGAUGGAAAGAGCAAGCAGACCUCCUCAGACAAGACCAAGACAGGGACGAGAAACUGAAACGUUUUCCGGAGAUACAGGCUUUAGAGGAGAGGGGUCUAAAACUUCGCGAUGAGUGGGAAAGGGAAGAAUAUGACAAAAUGAAAAAAGAAAGCAGCUUUUUAUUGGAUAAAGAAGAGAAAACAAAGAUGGAGACAGAAAUCCACAAACCUGAAGUAGAGAGAGAAAGCACUGAAAUGCUGGAAGAGCGGCGAAAAAGAGAGUUCCUGCUUACUAAAAUGCAAGAAAUUGAUAGAGAAACGCAAAAUAUAACAAACGUGAAACCUGCUUCCCAAGCACCACUCAUAAAUACAGCAAGAAAGUCUGAUUCCCUGGAGAAAAAAGAAAAAACUAAUCAAUUAUUUGAGAUUCCCGGGAAGGUUACUAAUGGAUUUCCUGCAGAUGACAGCCAGGAUGAUGCCACAAGAGCACAAGGGCAGAAGCAACGAAAUCUAAGGACUGUAGAUUUAAGUAGUAAGUUGACAUUUGGUAGUUAUGUACCUUCCUUUGGGAAAGGAUCGGGGAGACUGAGUUGGCUUACUCAAAAAAGUGACAACUUGGAAGAAAAUGUUAAGGAAAAUGCAGAUUUCAAUAGUAAGAAAGAAAAAAAGUCCAAUUUAAUGGAGCAACUCUUUGGAAGCAGUGCCAGUACCAUUCUUUCUAAAAGUAACGAUACAACACCUUUUGACAUAGAUUGGGACUCUAGUAAUACUCUUCUUGUCGAUAAAAACAGUAAAGUCAAAGAAGACAAUGAGCUUUUUGGUGAAGGAAGAAACCUAAACAGACACCGUUUGCAACACACUACAAGCAAGCCAGGAGUUAAGACCCUUGGUUCUUUAGAGGAUGAAAUUGAAGAAGUAAUCUUACAAUGAUCAUAUUUUUGUAUGUUUCAUAUGUAAAUACUGAAAAAAUAUUUUCAUGUAAUAUUUAUUAGAUACAGAUUUGAAACAUUUCAGAUAUAUUGUAAAGCCUUAUGAAGGAAUAAUUUACAUAAAUGGGAAUAUGUAUAGAGGAAAGAUGCACUUUGAUAAAACAGCCUAACCUACAUGCAGGAAAUUUCGUCUGAAAUGUAAUAUCCAAAUACAGACCUUGGAGAUCUGGCAGUGACUCUUUUGGCAGAAAGACAGGGAAGGUGUCCUGAGGGACUUUGAUAGAUGAGGUAGGUGCUGGCUGGCUGCUUCAGUCAAUCAGAGAAGAUGCUUUUGCCCCAACUUGGGCUUCAGACCGACUGUCCCUGUUGCCGUGUGGCACCAUCUGACUUGUGCAGCUGUGGCCUGGGGUCCACGAGGCUCGGCAGCGCAGAGCUGAUAGGGAUGCUGUAGGAAUGGAAGGACUUGCAGAGGCUUACGCUCACUUGCGCCCUUUGCUCACGUUCUCUCUCGCACCCUUUGUGCUCCCUCUCCCUCUUGCUCUCUUGUGCACUCUCUCUCUCACUCUUGCCCUUUGCUUGCUCUCGCCCUCUCUCUCUCGCCAUCGCUCUCUAAAUUUUUGAGACUUACUGAUGUGUAAUGGUAUGUUAAGUAAAAUUACACGUCUCACAAGGGAGCAUUAUUAUUUACUGCAGAAUAAGUUGGCUAAGAAGUCGGCAAGCUUUUACGUGGCAGCCCUGGCAUUCAGGGCAGCUACUAGAUGAGGAUCUCUGGCUAGCCAGCACAGGAAUUGUUGGGGUUUUUUUACACGUAGGCUGCUCACAGUACACUGCUUUUCAUUUGGAGUACUUCUUUUAGGCGUCAGAUACUUUCUUUUUCAGGCACUCGGAGAGCCUCUUAACUGUGUCACGAGAAGGCACGUGUAACAUCAGUGUCAUGAAAUGGAUAGAAGAGACGUACCUAGAACAAAGGCUCAGGUAGAAAGAGAAUAUUCUACACUGCAAUCAUGUUAUCUCAGAAGAACAUCAACAGAAAGAAAAUUAACUCAGGAACAGCUGAUCUCUCUUCUGCAUAGGUUUUCUGUAGACCUUACCACCAAGUUUGUCUAACUCUUCUCAUAUAUUCAGGUUAUAUUUAUUAUAUAAUGCCAUUUUUUGUAAUUUCUGAAUUUUCUAUGUAAAAUUCCAAUUAUUACUAAGUCAUUUUUUAACAAAAUGGUUUUAUUAAAUGACUUGAGUAAAA